Strigops habroptila (Kakapo) is the source of this 1876-nucleotide messenger RNA. RefSeq names its product mitochondrial ribosomal protein L42 (gene MRPL42). Lineage: Eukaryota; Metazoa; Chordata; Aves; Psittaciformes; Psittacidae. Gene Ontology annotation, cellular component: mitochondrial large ribosomal subunit. Bases 559 to 984 code for a protein of 141 amino acids. The transcript is spliced from 7 exons. The record is from RefSeq and is a predicted model, not a curated record.
CCCUUGUAGCAAAUGAAAACUUAAGAUGUUUACGUGUCUUUCUGCUUCUGUGAAAUUUGGGUAAUAUUUGAGGUAUUCUAAAUGGUGUUUUGUAGCUUUUAGAUGUAUAGCUUUUGAGAUGGAUGAAAGCAACAGCAUCUAGCCAUUGUUAACUACAGCAAGUGUUGUGGAUAAGUACUUCUAUUUUUAUGCUGGGUGAUGGUAUUUACAUCGCAAACAAGAAAAGCAUGUUUUGGAAUAAUUCUGUGGAGUACACGGAAGGAAGGAUGCAAAACUUAGCUUUGAAACUGGUUGCUUUCAGAGGGUGUUCUGCAGAAAAAAAGGAUAAGAUGUCCAUUUGAGUUCCAUCUUGUCCAGGACUGGUUUCCUCUCUGCUGCCAGGAUGGCGACAUCGCUUAGAACCGUGUGGCCCAGCUUCUUCUGGAUGCGUUCAGUAGCAGCCUGUAAGCAGGCCCCACUGCAGAGGCCGCAAACUGGUCAUAGGAUCUAGAUGUGGUGUAACAGGUGCUGAGCAGAGGGAGAUAAUCCCAUCCCUCCAUCCACUUAGUACAGUCCUGGAUGCUUUUGGCUUUACUACUUGUGAUUGUUGUGCUUGGAGUGGAGCUGCAGGAACCUGGGGAAAAGGAUGGAGCUGUGUAUCGUGCUUGCCAUAAAUCUACAUACUCAGUUCUCCCUGAAGACUACAAUUGCAAAGUGGAACUUGCAGUGACAUCAGAUUUGAAGACGAUUGUCUGCUACCACCCUUCGCUUGAGAUUCCAUAUGAGCAUACAAAACCCAUACCACGGCCAGAUCCAGUGAAUAAUAAGGAAGAAAACCUCGAUCAAGUUUUGAAAUCCAGAUUAAAUGAAGAAGAGCUAAAGAACGAUAAAGGUCUUACAAUUGAAGAGCUCAGCAAAAUGUUUUACACAACAAAACAUCGUUGGUAUCCUGUGGGACAGUAUCAUAGAAGACGCAGGAAUCCUAAUCCUCCCAAAGACCGAUAAUUGGGACAACUUCUUGUUCAUCAGCACAUUACUAGUAAUCUUUACUGGAAAUAAAAAUUACAGAAAGUGAGAUGUUUGGCAAUUCUGUGCGAGUGCUAUAACAAAAACAUGCUUAGCUAAAAUCCACUCUUCUACUUCAAGUUGACAGAAAAACAAAACGGCAUAACGAAGCAAGGGUUCAGUGAAGGCUGUUGUACGAGCACAGUCAGCUAAUGAGCUAGUCCUAGAGCUGGAUGCAACAGAUGAUGGAGUGCUCUGAUUAAACUUGGCCAGAGUUGGUAAAGUGAAUGGGGAAAAUUCUUGUGUCAAAAUGGGAAGUCCAGAGCUGGACACAUUAGGGUUUAGUGUUAUUUUGGGGGGAUAAUUGUGUUUUUAGGAAUCUAGUAACUGAAAUGCAGGUGAGUUUGAACACUGAGGUCUUGAUAAAAAAUGUGAGGUAUUUAUGAAAAGAAUGAAAUAAUUUUGCUGCUUCUAUUACAUUUGUGAGAUACCUGAUUCCAUAUUUAAUCCUGCAUCAGUCGAGAGAUUAUAUUUAAGGCUGUUGUCAUGUACUGAAAACUGGCCAACUUGGUUACGUUUUAGCAUCCAAGGCAUAACAACUCGCCUUUCUAAAUCGCCCAGCAAUCCCAAAUAGCUCAGAGAGCUGCUGUGUGCAUUCAUAGUUCGGGGCAGGGAGUUGCUGGGUUUGUGUUUUAUACCCCACCCCAUCAGGGAGGAUGCUGCGUUCCUAUGUAAAUCGGAAUAGCUGUAGCUCAGGGAAGGAAGAAUUCUUUACCUCAGCAAGGUAAUCAGUGAAGACUCCCAGCUCCUUCUAGCUGACCUAAGGGAAGGAUUUGCUUUUUAUGAUAUAAAAUGCAUUAAAUUAAAGAAAUUUUGGUUUGAUUUUACUUCA